AUGGCUGACGUUGAACAACAACUUGAGGCUGAACACUUCGACUUCGGUAAGAAGAAGAAGAAGUCCAGUAAGGAGAAGAAGGUUAAGAAAGAGAAGAAGUCCAAGAGUUCUCAUGAGGGCGAGGAUGCUUCAUUCGAAAGAGGAGUAGUUUAUCCCUAUGAGCAGCUUCUGGCUCGUGUCCACGAGAUGAUCAACGAGAAGAACCCUGCUCUCGGCGGUAGCAAGAGAGCGAUGAGGUUACCUCCUCCGAAGAUCGAGCGGGUCGGUUCCAAGCGUGUAUCGUUCGUCAACUUCGGCGAGAUCUGCGUCAGAAUGAACCGGUCCAAGGAGCACGUUCUACAGUUCUUCCUCUCCGAGUUGGGUACUACUGGCUCUCUUGCUGGUGACGGUCAGCUGAUCCUGAAGGGGCGGUAUAUGGCGAAACAUAUUGAGUCAUUAUUGCGGAAAUAUUUGAGUGCUUAUGUUACCUGUCCGAUGUGCAAGUCGUUGAACACUGAGUUCGUGCGUGACCCUGCCACUCGCCUCUAUGCUAUGAAAUGUAACAACUGUGGUGCAUCUCGAACGGUGCACGCUAUCAAGUCCGGUUUCCAUGCGACUACUCGCGCUGACCGAAAGGCCGCGAAGCUCGCUAAGUAG
This is a messenger RNA of Perkinsus marinus ATCC 50983, 636 nucleotides long. Its product is annotated as translation initiation factor if-2 betam beta subunit ZnR, putative. Gene Ontology annotation, molecular function: translation initiation factor activity; mRNA binding; translation initiation factor binding. The transcript has 2 exons. Gene Ontology annotation, biological process: translational initiation; formation of cytoplasmic translation initiation complex; formation of translation preinitiation complex. Gene Ontology annotation, cellular component: eukaryotic translation initiation factor 2 complex. NCBI's taxonomy places the organism in Eukaryota, Perkinsozoa, Perkinsida, Perkinsidae. The record is from RefSeq and is a predicted model, not a curated record. Bases 1 to 636 code for a protein of 211 amino acids.